Molecule: messenger RNA, 468 nt
Organism: Durusdinium trenchii
Lineage: Eukaryota; Dinophyceae; Suessiales; Symbiodiniaceae
Source: the annotation of a GenBank genome assembly
AUGUAUCACCAGCAAAGCAGGACCAAGAUAGUGACAUACUCUUCCAAGAACAUCGAUAAUUUCAGGAUCGCCAACAACACGAACCCUACCUUGUGGAGGUCCACGAAUCUCAUCAUCAGUUGCGGAGGCGAAUCUGGUUGGGCCUCAGAGGCCGCUGUGGACGCAGUGCCUCCCAAAGCCUUUCUUCAAAAGUUCUUACCAGAAAGCGAGACCUUCUUCGUAGACUCCAGGAAUGGCAUGUUUAUACGUGGACCGAAGUUUGGUUUGCUGAGGGCCGCUCUUGAAAACUCAAGGAAAGUCGUCAAGUCCCUCGUCCGUACAUGUAUCGAAGCAGACAUUUGGAUGAAAGAGGCAGCCACGCUCACCAUGGACAAAACGAGAGACCCAUCAGCUAGACCGUGCAGAGAGAAGCAAGCGGUGCAAGUGGCGCAACUAGCUUACGGGCUUGCUGCGUGCCGGGUUGUUUGA